Molecule: messenger RNA, 1816 nt
Organism: Cataglyphis hispanica
Lineage: Eukaryota; Metazoa; Arthropoda; Insecta; Hymenoptera; Formicidae
Exons: 5
Coding region: 591-1679 (362 amino acids)
Source: RefSeq, a predicted model, not a curated record
AAACAGCCAGACAUACAGUAAUGCACCAAGAGCAUCUUAUUUGAUUCUAUAUAUAUCUAUCAAUCUUUUUAAUUAUUAAAAAAAUACUUUGAUAAAAAAUAAAUAAAUAACAUAAUAGUCAUCUGAAUUGCAAGUACAAAAGUUUAGCUCUGUAAAAAUUGAACAUUUUAAAACUGCAUUUCUAUAUUAAAUUUUUAUCAUCCAGCACGUAUAUGAUUGAAGUAUACGUUUGACAUAUGUAUUGCGUAAAAAAUUGCGAGCUUUUCGGUGAGGUUAAGUAUAUCUCGCUUAUCAAAAGAAAAAGUGGAUUGGAGGAAGAGAACAGGAAGGAGGGAGAGAGAGAGAGAGAGAGAGAGAGAGACUCGAUAAAAAAUUUCGGAGAGAAGCAGUCUCGGAUUUCCCGCGUCCAUGCGCGCAUCCGACGAUCAAUAUAUCGCGGCAGGUAUAAGCGCGCGCACACACGGUCCUGGUUCGAUAGCGACUAAUACAUUCGUCUCCAUUCUUCGGUCCUGAAUUUUUGCUGCCCGCUUCGAGAGGAACACACAAUUGCUUUUAUUUCGCACUCAAACGCGAAGAUCCAUCGAAUCAUCAUGUCGAGCAGCAAGUGUAUCAAGCAACCGCGAAAGACGUACAUCAAGGAGCAGCACGAGAUGACGCACUCCGAAAAGCUGAGACUGAUCGACGAUGAGCUUAAUUCGUUUUACAAAUACUGUCAGCAGGCGGGCUUCACCGAGGAGGAAAUGGAUAUUAUUUGCCAGCCACUCGUAGCGGCGAUGCGUCGCUCGUGGUUGCAACUCGUCUUCCGUGGCACCCUGGUGCUCAUAGUGCUCGGCACUCUGGCAUGUCUCGCGGCGCAGCUCGACUUCGUCGGUACCCAUUUCACCGCCCUCAGUCGUCUGCUGCUAAUCAAGGUGUUGCCGAUCUGGAACUGGCAGCCGCUCUAUUAUGAGAAUUGCAUGAUCAACAAUCCCUUCUAUAAUGAUUAUACUAUCACGGAGGAGGACUGCGUGACUUGCGAGGCGCUGGAGACGAUCGAUCGUUUGUCGGAUGUGCGAUAUCGUAAUCUGGUCGAUAAUUAUCUGAGCCGCGAUGCACCCGCUAUCAUCACCGACGCAAUGGACUCAUGGGCGGUGAUGAAUACCGAUUAUUUUUGGUUCGACAACAUCACCCAUCUCUAUUUGGAGAACGAACGGCUGAUGGAGACGGUACCCUGCGCCCUGACCUCCAAUCUGCGUACCGGCUCGUCCGAUCUCGCGGCCUUUCUACGCCGCGUGCACGCGCCUGAGGUGGCCAAGUGGUUUGUCCACUGGCAGAACUGCGACAUCAAUGCUGUAAAAGUGCUCAGAAAGUACUACCAGCGGCCGUACUUCCUUUCCAGCACGGUUUCGCCGGCGCAUUUCAACUGGGUACUCAUGUCCUCGGAUUACAACAGCCCGAGCUAUAAGAAGGUCGAACUCGACUCCGGUUUGAUCGCGCUCGCGCAGCUUCGCGGCGCGACUCAGCUGCGGCUCACUCCCAUUAAUCCCUGCAACAGCUCCUGCCCGGAGCUAAUCGCUGAUUUGCAUCAGGGCGAGAUGCUUGUUUUCACGAACUUAAUGUGGACGCUCGAGUACGCGCCGAUGCGCGGCCUGGAUAACAUUGCCAUAUUGACGGAAACCGUCUGGGAGGAAGACACGUAGAUUACAUCGUCGAACAUGGUCUCGAAAAAGAAAUAUUCUUAGUCCUUCAAUACUCUCCGACAGUUAUCGAUCGAUAUUGUAUACUCGUUCCUCAUUAUGAUGACGCGCUAAAUAAAGAUUGAGCACAUCCCUGUUUU